AAUUCAUUCUUCCCUUACUUCUUAGCAAUAUCAUUGUGCGCCUUUUGCCAAAGCAGCACAAUGUAUUUCUUAGAACCCAUUUCCGAAAUACUCAAAUUUCUAUGGGUUCCCCUUAUUCAGCAGAUCGGGUACCUCAUAAACCUCCAGGAUAAUGUUGAGGAGAUGCGAAGACAAAAAGAAGAGCUUUGUGAGAGAAAGAAAGAUGUAAUGAUAGAGGUUGCGGCAGCUGAGAGAGAAGGAAUGACACCCACAAACCAGGUGCGCGAAUGGUUAAACAGAAGCGACAUUAUAGAAGCUGAAGUGGAUCAGUUGGACAAAAAUUAUAGAGAGAGAAAUGGGUGUUUAGGAGGACAUUUUCCAGCCUGCUACUCUAGACACAAAUUGGGUAGAGAAGUCGCAAAUAAGCUCAAAGACGUGGCAUCCCACAAGGACAAAGCAGCAUUUGAGAGGGUGGCCUUUAAUCCUCCACCCUUGAUGGUAGAGGAGAAACCUGUGGCAUCCAUUGCAGGCCAGACCACAACCAACAAAACGCUAAAUGAUAUCAUGAGCCUCUUUAGAGAAGAGGAAGUUGGUAUCAUUGGGAUCUAUGGAAUGGGGGGUGUGGGGAAAACAACUCUCAUCAAACAUGUAAACAAUCACCUCAUUGCAUCUCGUGAAUACAGUGCAAUAUUUUGGGUAACAGUAUCAAAAGAUUCAAACAUAGACAAAAUUAGGAAGGCUAUCAUGCGCCAAUUGGGUAUGAGGUUCUCAGGAGAUGAUGAUGAGGAACAAAUUGCAGAAAAAUUGUUCAAAAGAUUGAGGGAGCUUAAGUUCGUAGUCAUCCUAGAUGAUGUGUGGAAGAGCUUGGAUAUUGAUGCAAUAAGAAUUCCCAGGCCAAACAAAGAAAAUGGUAGCAAGAUUGUAUUUACCACCAGAUCUCUAGAAGUAUGUCACCAAAUGGAUGCUGAUAAAAGCGUCAAAGUGGAAGUUUUGCAGGAGGAGGAAGCGUGGACCUUGUUUCGUCAGAAAGCAGGAAAUGAGGUAGAAACUCCACCAAUAGAGUCAACUGCCAAGGAAGUUGUCAAGGAAUGUGGUGGUCUUCCACUUGCAUUAAUUACAGUCGGAAGGGCCAUGAGAGAGAAGAGGAGCAUCGAGGUAUGGCAAAAUGCAGCCAGAGCAUUGCGAGGAUCAUCACCAGAGAUCACAGGUAUGGAAUCCCAAGUGUUUCUACCUUUGCAAUACAGUUAUGACCAGUUAGGUGAUGAUGUCAAGCGUUGCUUCUUAUAUUCAUCAGUGUUUCCAGAGGACCACGCCAUUUUGAAGGAUUUUUUAGUAGAGUAUUGGAUAUUUGAAGAACUAAUAGGUGGAGUUGACAAUAUAGCAGAUGCUAGAAACAAAGGAAAUGCAAUAAUUCAGAGCCUCAUAGAUUCAUGAAUGAUGGAGAAUAGUUGGAAAACUAAUGAAGUGAUGUUGCAUGACCUUGUUCGUGAUCUAGCAAUAUGGGUUGCUUCUUCUUCAACGAGACUAGUUGGUAAGAUUUUUACGAAAGCCGGUGCAGGGCUGAAAGACGCACCAAGAGAGGAAUUGUGGAGAGACAUUGAAAGGAUGUCAUUAAUGAGGUAUAGAAUAGAGAGACUUCCAAAUAGGCCCAAUUGUCCAAGUCUACUGACAUUGUUGCUCCAAGAAAACAUUACCCUGAAGAAGAUCUCAUGUGAAUUCUUCGAAUGCAUGGGAAACCUCAGGGUUCUUGAUCUAAGUCGAACUCAGAUUUCCUCAUUACCACAAUCCUUGACAAACUUGAAGAACCUCCACGCCCUCCUUCUGAGAGAAUGUCGAAAACUAGUAGAGCUACCAGCAAUGGGGCAACUCAAACCACUCCAAUUAUUAGAUUUGUAUUUUACCCCCAUCAAAAAACUUCCUGAAGCGAUGGAGGACUUGGCUAAUUUGAAACGCUUAAGGCUAGCCAAAACUAAUGAUCUUCAAACUGUUCAACCUGGAAUAAUAUCAAGACUAACUUCUCUGGAGGAAUUGAACAUGUUUGAAAGCUGCGGAAAUUGGGGAGUCAAAGGGUCAAAAGAGGGGAACGAAGUUGAUAUCGAGGAGUUAAGGAGCUUAACACAGCUGAACUCACUUGGGAUCACAGUCACAAGCAUUGGAGUUGUAUCAAAACUCAGUGUUGGAAAACUCACAACAUGUACAAGAGAAUUAUGCAUAAAAAAUUGCAAGGAUUUCAUUGAUGUUACACUAGUAAACAAAAUGAGCUUGAAAGGGCUGGCUAUCAAAGGCUGCCAGGAAUUAGAGAGGUUUAUGGUUGGAGAAGAUCUGAAAGGGGUUGCAGCAUUUCCAAGAAGUGUGUUCUCAUCAGAAAUACGGCAACAACUCCAAAUGCUUGAGGUCAUCAAUAUAUCACAGUGCAACGGAGUUGUACAAGUAAUUAGUGGCCUAGUGACAGAAGAGUUUUGCCUACCGAGAUUACAAACUAUAAUUCUUCGUGCCCUGCCGUUGUUAAUAAAUGUUUGUCAAAGUGCCAUAGCUGGGGCUUCCACGCAGGUGAUUAUCGUAAGGAGAUGCUUCAAGCUGAAAAAGCUUCCACUUGGAGCCUGCCAUGCAAGAUCACUAAAGAGAAUUGAAUGGUGGGAGGAAUUGGAAUGGGAAGACGAUGCAAUCAAGUCCGAUUUACAACCUUUCUUAUUUUGAUUUUGAGUUCAAAUAAAAAACAAGAGAAAGAGCAUAUUGGAAGGAGGCAAUGUGUGCAAUGAUUAUCAACUUGCGAAAUAGAAGACAAACAGAAUAUAUGGUGACAAUAAAAAAGGCUAGCAUGGAGGCUCAGGCCUACAAAUCAUUUUCUGUUUUCUUUGAUUGUUCUUUUUCAGCCCUCAAAAUGAGUUUGACUCCUUCCAAAAGAAACGAGGAUCCUAAUUGAAGGGGAAGAUGGCACAUGCCCUAAUUAUCAUUCCUAUCACUCCUUUACGUUUAUUUCCUCUCUAACAUGCUCAUUGUUUCUUUCUGCUAAUUAUCAUAGAGAAUAUAAAAUGCUUAUGUUGUAGAUUCAUGGAAAAAACAAACAAGUAUCCUACCAUUCAUCUCCUAUGCAGCAGGUACCAAUGCUAUUAGUUUCGAUUCAUUUGGUCAAACAGGUGUUACUCAUGAAGAAGAAAAAAGGAAGCAUUAAAAUGCCAUAAAUUUGACAUGAAAAAUCACGGAUGAUGGCUCCAACCGGGAGAAAGAAAACUGAAUUCCACAAGAAAGAUCUUGUGACAAGGCUACUUUCACGAGCGUACUCUGGAACUCUACAGUGAAGCAAUCAAAGUGUCCACUUAUGGUCAAGUUACUUGUUGCUGAUCCUUGAGAUGGGCUUCAUACUGGUGUAUCUCUCAUUUUGGUCCUCAUAGCAUGUUCAUUUCUUUUUUUGGUUUUCUUUUCCUUUUUCUUUUUUUUUUUUUGGGAG
Molecule: messenger RNA, 3427 nt
Organism: Amborella trichopoda
Lineage: Eukaryota; Viridiplantae; Streptophyta; Magnoliopsida; Amborellales; Amborellaceae
Source: RefSeq, a predicted model, not a curated record